AAUUGUUCUAAGUGUAACGUUCCUGUUCACAAUGGAGUUUGAUUUCGAUGGAAGCUUGAAAGAAUGGGCGAAAGAUAAACCUUUGAGCAUUUUACAACUUGAUCCUGCUGACAGAGCUGUUCUUCGAAUUGCCGACGAACGAGACGCCAUUCAAAAGAAGACUUUUACCAAAUGGGUCAACAAACAUUUGAAAAAGACAUACGCUUGCCUCCACGUGUGUGCGGGUUUUGCCACCAGCAGCGCUCCAUGCUGCUCUCCUACAGCAAGCCGGCAUGUGGGCGACCUUUUCGAAGACCUACGGAGUGGACACAACCUCAUCUCCCUCCUCGAGGUGCUGUCAGGUGAACAUCUGCCCCGGGAGAGAGGUCGCAUGCGGUUCCACAUGUUGCAGAAUGUGCAGAUUUCCCUUGACUUCUUGCGAUACAGGAAGAUCAAGCUGGUGAAUAUCCGAGCAGAAGACAUCGUGGAUGGAAACCCAAAACUGACUCUUGGUCUCAUUUGGACAAUAAUCCUGCAUUUCCAGAUAUCGGAUAUUGUUGUGGGCCAGGAGCCUAAUGUAUCAGCGCGAGAUGCAUUGUUGAGAUGGGCGAGGCGUUCAACGGCCAAGUAUCCGGGUGUCCGAGUCACUGACUUCACAAGUUCAUGGCGCGAUGGCUUGGCAUUCAAUGCUAUUAUUCACCGUAACAGACCUGAUCUAAUCGACUGGCGCUCAAUCCGAUCACGAAUUGCACGAGAUCGCCUAGAGAAUGCAUUCAAUGUUGCAGAGAGGGAAUAUGGCGUGACCAGACUUCUUGAUCCUGAAGAUGUUGAUACCCCUGAACCAGAUGAGAAGUCACUCAUUACAUAUAUCUCAUCUCUGUACGAUGUCUUCCCCGAACCUCCACCGAUACACCCUCUCUACGACCGCGAAUCACAGCAACGAAGUGCCGAAUAUCGAGACAUUGCUAGCUCCCUUCAUUUGUGGAUGAGGGAGAAAUUAUCCAUCAUGUUGGAUCGAACGUUUCCGAACACAUUAAUCGAAAUGAAGAAACUUGCUGCCGAAUCAAGUCGCUUUCGAACAGAUGAAGUUCCACCGCGGCAGAAGGACAAACAGAGACUUACGCACAUUUUCCGAGAAUUAGAAAGGUACUUUGAAGCUGUGGGAGAAGUAGAUAUGGAGCCAGAGCUGCAUAUCGACGUACUGGAAAAGAACUGGAAUCGACUAAUGCUGGCUCACCAGGAACGAGAUCAUGCCAUUGUUGAAGAGAUCAAAAGAUUGGAGCGCUUGCAGCGUUUGGCAGAAAAGGUUCAUCGUGAAAUGAAGCAAGUGGACUCCCGUUUAGAAGAAUUAGAACAAAGAGUAGAAGAUGAAGCUCACCGGCUAGAUCGCCUGCACCCACUCGAUGCCAAGCACAAUGUUGAUCUUCUGGAGCAAGACAUAAGACUUACAGAGGAGAGCAUCAAUAGUUUGUUUGGAGAUGUGCAGAGCCUCAGAGAUGGGCGCUAUCCUCAGGCUCCUGACCUUCAUAAGAGAGUUCAGAAGCUGCACCAACGUUGGGUAGCACUCAGAUCACUGCUACAUUCAAAGCUUAUCACUCCACUUGCCUCCAUAUCAUUCCCAGUGGAAGAACGGACAGUGACACGACAGACACGUACUGUCCUAGAAACUCGACUGGUUGAGACCAACAUUCAUUUCCGCCAGCUUCAGGAAUGCACUGAAUGGUGUCAAAACAAAUUGAAACAACUGCAAGAAGCGGAGUAUGGGUCUGACCUGCCCAGUGUUCAGAAUGAACUGGAUAUCCAUCAACGAGAACACAAGAAUAUUGAGCAAUUCCAUAUCAGAGUGGAGCACUGUGUAUCUGCCAAGAACAAUUUCCAUGGUGAAGAGCUUCAGCUGUACACACAACAUCUCAGCCAGCUGCAGAAGGUGUAUGCCGAACUACUUGUGACAUCCAACAAACGCCUCUCAGACUUGGAAACACUUCAGGAUUUCCUUCAGUCAGCAACCAAUGAACUUAUCUGGCUUAAUGAGAAAGAGGAAGUUGAAUUGUCGCGGGACUGGAGUGACAAGAAUCUCAACAUCCCAGCUAUUGAGCAGUACUAUGAGUCUCUUAUGAGUGACUUAGAGAAGCGUGAGAUACAGUUCAGUGCAGUCCAAGACCGUGGUGAAUCUCUUGUUUUACAACACCAUCCAGCAGCAAAGUGCAUUGAAGCAUAUAUGGCUGCUAUGCAAACACAGUGGGCAUGGCUCCUACAGCUUACGUUGUGUUUGGAGACGCACCUCAAACAUGCUUCUGUCUACCAUCAGUUUUACCGAGAAGUGCGCGAGGCUGAGGAGUGGAUCACAAAGCGUGAUGAAAUCAUGAACACAUUAUACAGCCAGUCAGAUUUUACUUUGGAUGAAGGCGAGCGCUUGUUGCGUGGGAUGCAGGAACUCCGAGAAGAGCUGAACCACUAUGGUGAUGUAGUACAGGGAUUGUCAGAGAAAUGCAAGGACAUUGUGCCUUUAAAGCUGCGACGACAACCAGUGACUAGGCCCCUGCAAGUGCUAGCCAUUUGUGCCUACAAACAAGUGAAUAUUGUGAUAGAAAAGGGUGAACAAUGUAUUCUGCAUGACAACUCUGGGCGCGUGAAGUGGCGAGUUGCAAACUCGUCAGGUGUUGAGAGUUCAGUGCCAGGAACAUGUUUCCUUGUACCUCCACCUGAUAAAGAAGCACUUGAUGCAGUUGAGAGAUUGAAGAGACAGUUUGACCGUUCUAUUGCUCUGUGGCAGAAGAAGCAGCUCCGUAUGAGGCAGAACAUGAUCUUUGCCACAAUCAAAGUGGUCAAAAGUUGGGACCUGGCUCAGUUCCUUGCUAUGGGUCAAGAACAGCGAAAUGCCAUUCGCAGAGCUUUGAAUGAAGAUGCAGAUAAACUAUUACAAGAAGGAGAUCCAGCUGAUCCUCAACUGCGACGCUUGCGUCGGGAGAUGGAAGAAGUGAACCGACUAUUUGAUGACUUUGAGAGACGUGCCAGAGCUGAAGAGGAGAGUAAGAAUGCAAGCCGUAAUUUCAAUGACCAGAUUACGUCACUGCAGGCUUCAUUGGAUGAAGCUGAACGUACAUUGGCUGCUCGUACUGCUGCGUCUCUCCCUCGUGAUCUUGACUCACUGGAACACCUAGUUAUUGAACAUAAGGAGUUUGAAACUCAGCUGCAGGCCCUGGGACCCGAGAUUGAAGAUGUACAGGCAACAUUUCGCAGUGUGGCACGCAAGACUCCAGCCAUGCAGACCAAGUUGGAUAAGUGCCUGAGCAAAUGGAACCAGUUGUGGAGCUCAUCUCACCUAUAUAUCGAGAGGUUGAAGUGUGUGGAGAUAGUCCUCACUGGACUUGAGGAGGCCACAACAGUUGUCUCAGAGUUUGAGUUGAAGUUGGCGUCCUACGAGGAACUGCCUUCUGAAGUCAAUGCUCUGGAAGCUGUUCAUGAAGACUUGCUGAAUCUCCAGAAUUCAGUGUCACAGCAACAGAUCGUCAUCGAUCAGCUGACUGAGGAUGUACAUAAUGCACGCCGGCUAGUGGAGAAGUCUCGACCCACUCAUCGUGGCCCUCACUCGGAUGUAGAGAGGCUUGAGGCAGAUGUGAGUCGACUCACCAAUCGCUGGGAGAAUGUGUGUGAACAACUUGUUGACAGGCUUCGCAGCUGUGAAGCAGCAUAUGGCCUUCUGCAGACAUAUACCAACUCGUACCAGACUGAGAUGUCCUGGGUCGAUGAGAACUAUGGAAAGCUGAACAACCUGGCAGCAAUUGGUGUAAAUGCAAAGGAGCAGUUGGAGCCAACCAAGGCGUUGUACAACAGUGUUCUAGAAAACACUCAGACCAUUGAACAGGUGAAUGUUGUUGGCGGACGUUUCAUCCGUGAGGCUAAGAUUUACGACUUGAGACUGCAGCGUUACCUUGGGUGGCUCGUGGAGGAGGUACACCCUAGCUUGGAUGCAACACUGAGCACACGGUGUACUGAUGGGGGCGGAGCUGACACCGUAGCAAAGCAGCUAGAUAUCCUGAACCAUCGAUACCAGGCACUGCUGGCUGUUCUGUAUGACCGCCUGAGACAGAUUGCAGCACUUUCGCCAAAUGACCCAACACUGCAGUUGCUGGUGACUGAAAUGGAACCCCGGCAAAUGAGAACAUUUCGAACUGAAUUCAACAUUUUUGAAUCAUCUACAACGGAUACCACAGAUUCCAGAACUUACAAUAGUAGUGUUCACUAUGAAACACAGUCAGACAGGUUUUUCCGUCAGACGAGUCCAUCUGCUCAGCAUGACAUCAACAGUGUGAAAACACGUAAAGAUGGCUCUCGCAACACUGCAGCAUCAGUAGCAACUGUAACUGUAACCACACCAAGUGGACCACCUACAAAGAAGCGCUCAAAGCCGGAGUCUGAAACUUACAACUCAGCAGCACAGACAAGAGGAGGGACCAGCAACUAUCCUAAUGCUUCUGUUUCAAGAAACGGUGAGGCUGGCUCUGGGCUGAGUCCUUCAAAGAUUUUUAAGGAUUCUCCCAUGAAUUGGUCUGGAAGCUCAAUGCAGUUUUCAGAGAUACGAUCAUUGAAGAGGAUACACAAAGUAGAAGAAGGGAUUGGAACCGACAGCAUCAUAGAAAGUCGAGGAAUCAUCCAUCCCUCAACUGGAGAAGUACUGACUGUUGGUGAUGCCAUAAGACUUCGAAUUCUAGAUGUGAGAACAGGUCAAAUAGCAACGUCACCAGAUGGGCGAUCACCAGCAGUCAGCAUUGAAGAUGCAGCAGAUAGGGGUCUUGUAGAUCCUGCUCUUGCAGAACAGCUUCUUGGACCAUGCGGAAUUAUUGAAGAAGAUGGUGGAUCUGGACGACAACUGUCACUACUGGAAGCAAUACAGCGAGAACUGCUUGAUGCAGAACGGGGACUUGCGACUUCAGCAGAAGGACAGGUUAAGCAAGCAGUGGAAGAAAAGUAUAAGCAUUGUGAUGAGACAUUGUCAAAACUUCUGACCUGGAUUCGAGAAGUGGAAGACAAGUUGGCAAACCAGGAUGUUGCCCAAGAAGAUGCAGAAGAACUCCAUAACCAGAUCAACAUCAUGAAGCAAGUGAAGGAUGACUUGGACUCCCACUUGAGACCAGUGUCAUCAUGCCUGGACCAGAUACGGCAGGUGGUUGCAUCAGGUGGUGAUGUUCUGUCUAGUGAUGAAGUGUCCACCCUUGAGAAGAACGGCCACUCACUCAAGACCCGUUAUGAUCGUGCUGUGGACAGGACAGACAGGUUACUCAAACGUCUUACUGCCGCCUAUGAUGAGCUCAGCAAAUUUAGAAAUGAACUUUCUACAUUCCGUGCAUGGCUUGAUAAGGCCCGCCGAACUUUGGAGGAUAAGGAGAAGUCUCUUUCCAACUUGAAUAAACUGAACACCAAUGCAGACAGCACUAGGGAGUUUGUAAGUGAUGUUAUUGCUCACCAGGCUGACUUGCGCUUCAUCACUAUGGCAGCACAGAAGUUUGUUGAUGAAUCUAAGGAAUAUCUUACGUCAUUGAAUGAAUUCCGAACAAGCCUACCGCAGCGGUUACCUCACAUUCAGCCUUCACAGGACUCUGUUGUACGAAAUGAAGUGUCAGCAGUCACAGCACAAUAUCGUGAUUUGCUGUUUCGUGCCAAUGGAUUGUCAGACCGGUUAUCUGGUGUGGGCGGGCGCCAACGAGAGUACCGUGAUGCCCUGGACAAGGCUCGUUCAUGGUUGCGUGAAGCUGAACCAAGAGCUAAUAAAGUUCUCUCAGAGCCCAUUGGAGCUGAACCCAAGACUGUGGAGGAGCAACUGAACAAAGCCAAGACAUUAAACAAUGAAUUUGUGGCCCAAGGAAGGCUUGUAGAUGCAGCAAAGCAGAGUGUGGCAGCACUGUUGAGAUCUCUGGAAGGUCAGCAGACUCCUGGAGAGAUGGCUGCUUUAGAGUCACCUGUUGUGGAGUUGGAAGCCAAGUACAACCAGUUGUCUGAUGCACUGGCUGAUAAAUGCCGUGCUCUUGACACUGCACUUGUUCAGAGUCAAGGUGUACAGGAUGCUCUGGAUGGACUGAUGCAAUGGCUUAAUGCCACAGAAAACCAACUCAAAUCACUCAUGCGGCCUGCUAGCCUACAGAAAGAGCGUUUGGAGGAACAGCUUCGGGAGCACCGCUUGUUGCAGUCAGAUGUGGACAACCAUCGCCCAAGUGUAGAGAGUGUAGCACAGUCAGCACAAGAACUGGUUGCCACUGCUAGUAAUGCACGUCUUGCCAAGAAGAUUGAGACAAAGCUACGUGAUGUCACUACCAGGUUUGACAAGUUACUGGACAGAACAGUGAAGCGCAGUGAACUGCUGGAAGAAGUGCACUCUGCGCUCAUUGUGUUCUCAAAUGCCACUGUUCAGUUUGAGUUGUGGUACUGUGAACUUCUCGAUGCCAUUGAGUCUCGAGAUAUCUUAAAACUGGAAAUUGCUGCGUAUGCAGUUAAAAUAGAUGAAAUUGUUGCUAAACGUGAUGCUAAGCAAGGGGAGUUUGAUGAUGUUGUUCACAGUGGAAAGAACCUGGUUGCCAAGAAAGAUGUGACAGACACGGUUCCAGUCAGGGAUAAAAUAAAGGCUUUGGAAGGCCAGUGGAAGGAUCUUAAUUCUCUUCUGGAAGAUAAACAGAAGUUAAGUAAAGCCCGGGCUGAACAAUUAGGUGCCUAUGAGAAGUUGCGUGACCAGGUUCUAGAGUGGCUGGCAACCAUGGAAACUCGAGUGUUGCGACUUGAACCUGUAGCUAUUGAAAUUGAAACACUCAAGCGACAAACUGAACAAUUGAAGCCACUGAUGAAGGAAUACAGGGAUUAUGGUAAUACCAUUGACAAAGUGAAUGAUCUCGGCAAUAUGUAUGAUGGACUUCUGAGAGGUGAGAGGCCAGAAAGUCCACCACGCAGGCGUAGCUCAGCCUACAGCCCCACAAAGAGAACUUCUGCUACAGCCAGUCCAUUGCGUAGAACAUCUCAAGAGGUAAGGUCUCCCUCACCAACUAAAUCAAGUAGUGGUGGUUUCUCUGUCCAGAGUCCAGUCUCUCCAGGUGGCUCUAGUGGAUUUAGCAGUCGCCGUUCCUCUCAGGAUGGUUUCCAUCUUGAAGAACUGUCUCCAGUACAACAGCAGUUAACAGAAAUCAACAACCGUUACGGUCUGCUGGGAGUGCGUCUCUCAGAUCGCCAAGCAGAGGUUGACAGCAUUCGUGAAGAGGUGAAGAAACAUUUAGAUAACCUGCGAAGUCUUGGUCAGUUCUUAGACAAAGUUCAACGGAAUCUCCCAAAGGAGACUGUUCCACACACUAAAGAAGAUGCUGAUAAGACGGCCAAGCAGAUGAAGAGCAUAGUGGAGGAUAUGUAUGAGAAACAGUCCCUACUGGACAGCACCAAGAGCCAAGUGAAUGACUUGUUGCGCCGAAAACCAGGGGCUCUAGGUGCUGACACAUUGCAAGAUGAGCUAACAGACGUAGUUUCACGUUGGAAGAACCUUCACGAUCGAUGCAAGGAUAGAAUCAAGUUUAUGGAAGACAUGAAAGAUUUCCAUGAUACUCAUGAUAACUUGAGUGGGUGGUUGAGUGCUAAGGACCGGAUGAUGAUGGUUCUGGGUCCAAUCUCAUCAGAUUCACGCAUGGUGCAGAGCCAAGUGCAGCAAGUGCAAGUAUUGAGGGAGGAAUUCCGUACCCAACAGCCACAGUUGUCACAUCUCUCAGAAGUAGGUGAAUCUGUUCUUGCUCGUCUAGAUCCUGACACACCUGAUGCUCAGCGUGUGUCUGGACGCCUCACAUCCAUAUUGCAGCGUUGGGCUGACCUUCUGGGUCGCCUGGAGGAACGAGCAGACAGCUUGGGAGCUGCUGCUGAUACAAGCCGAGAGUUUGACGCAGGUCUGAAUAGGCUGAAGGAUGGACUGCAAGGAAUAUCUGACCAACUGGAUGAUCUGCCACUGGACAAGGAUCCAGAAGAACAGCUGAGGAAGUUAGAAAAUUUGGAACGUCAACUAGAAGGUCAGCGUCCUCUGCUAGCUGAUGCUGAAGCAGCAGGAGCACAGUUGUGUGAAGUGCUGAGUGAUGCGGCCUCCCGCGCAGAAAUUCAAGCCAAGUUGGCAGCCGUAGGCAAACAGUACAACACUCUCCAGAAGAAGCUUGAUCACCGUAAAGCAGAGAUGGAAGGAUUUCUGAGGGAUGGUCGUCAGUUUGAAGCAUCCUGUGCCAGAACUCUGGGUUGGCUGACAGAUGAACUUGGUGGAAUGUCAGAGAGACUCCUUGUAUCUGCUGACAGGGAUGUGCUGCAGCAGCAAGUGGACCAUCAUGAGCCUGUUUAUAAAGAUGUAAUGAGCAAGGAGCAUGAAGUGAUAAUGCUGCUCAACAAGGGUCGUGACAUGCUUUCCCGGUCAGCAUACCGUAACAGUAACAGCAGCGGUGGCAGUGACACACGUAACCUUCAACGUGAUAUAGACAAGAUACAACAGCAAUGGGACAGACUGCGCAAAGACACUGUUGACAGACAUACUCGGCUUCAGACCUGCAUGGAACAUUGCCGCAAGUACUACAGAGCACAAGAGAGCUUCUUGCCAUGGCUGAUUCAAGCAGAAAAUAAGUUAGAGACUUUGCAGCCUGCCAGUUUUAAGCGUAAGGAUAUUGAGCGGCAGCUGAAAGAACUUGGAGCAUUCCGUAAUGAAGUAUGGAAGCAUUCGGGUGAAUACGAGAAUCAUAGGAUGCUUGGGGACACAUUUGUUGCAGCUUGUGACAUAGACAAGGAAGUUGUCAAAAGUGAACUGACAGCUACCAAGCAGCGUUGGGACAAACUUAAUAACGAUCUGUUGGAGCGCACUCAGUCCCUGGAGGACACAGCUCGGCGGUUGACUGACUUCGCAGAGAACUUGCGUGACCUUCAGCAUUCCCUUCAACGUUGUGAAGACAAGUUGGCUUCACAUGAUGCUCUAGGUGGAGCUUCUAAAGAUCCAAAGUUAUUGGAACGAAUAAAGACACUGCGAGAGGAGACAGGAGGAUUGAAGAAGCCACUGCAAUCAGUUCGCCAGGUGGCUGGUGACCUGGUGAAUUUGGCUGGUGAACAUGGUGUUGAUGCCUCUCACCUGCAGGAUGAAGUGGAUAACCUCGCUGAUCGACUGGAUGACUUGCAGGCCAAGUUGGAUGACCGCUGCAGUGAGCUGCAGUCUGCAGCAACAGCAGUCACUCAGUUCAAUGACCAGGUGAAAGGGUUAAGCCAUGACCUUUCAGACUUGGAGCAUGAGCUUGAUGCCAUGAAACCUCCAGGUCGUGAUCUGAAGACAGUUCGAGGACAGUUGGAUGAUACAGGAAAACUUCUGAAGAAGAUAGCAAAGGCUGCAGAUGAUGUUGCCAAUACAGUUUCUGCAGGGGAGCAUCUUGUAGACAGUGGAUUUGCUCCUGAUACAACAGCAACGCGUGAACAAGUUGAAAUGCUGCGACGACAACUUGGUCGCCUGGAUGAACGCGCUAAGUCCCGAGAAGAAGAUCUUGACUCAACAUUGGGAAGGCUUGAAUUGUUCUAUCAGAUCCAUUCUGCAGUUACACAGGAUAUAGCAGAGGCCAGUGAAAGAGUUCGUGAACUGAAGCCGGUUGGUUCAGAAGUAGAAAGCAUCCGGGCACAGCAGGAGGAGUUCAGGGCAUUCCAAGCUUCCAACAUUGAGCCUCUGGCACACCAAGUGGAAGACUGCAACCGGCUGGGGCAGGGACUCAUCCAAUCAGCUGCAGGAGGUGUUAACACUACAAGCCUUGAGAAGGACUUGGAGAAGAUGAAUGACAAAUGGAAUGACCUCAAGGACAGGUUGAAUGAACGAGACCGCAAGCUGGAUGUUGGUCUCCUGCAGUCGGGCAAGUUCCAGGAAGCAUUGGAUGGUUUAGCUAAGUGGCUUACUGACACUGAAGAGAUGGUAGCCAAUCAGAAGCCACCAUCAGCAGAUUACAAAGUUGUCAAGGCACAGCUGCAGGAACAAAAGUUCCUCAAGAAGAUGCUGCUUGACCGCCAAAAUUCAAUGUCAUCUCUGUUUGCCAUGGGCAACGAAGUGGCAGCUGGUGCUGACCCUGUGGAGCGUAAGGGUAUUGAACGACAAUUGCAAGAACUUAUGGAGCGUUUUGAAAACUUAACAACUGGUGCCACUCAACGUUAUGAUGAUCUCCAGCAGGCCAUGGCUGUAGCAAAAGACUUCCAGGAUAAGUUGGUGCCAUUGAUGGAAUGGUUGGAUCGUACUGAGAAGCAGGUGAAAGACAUGGAGCUUGUUCCGACAGAUGAAGAGAAGAUUCAGCAGAGGAUUAAGGAACACAAUGUUCUUCACAGUGAAAUAUUGCGAAAGAAACCAGACUUCUCUGAGCUCACUGAGGUGGCCAGUGCUCUGAUGGCACUUGUAGGUGAGGAUGAGGCAGCAGGUUUAGCAGACAAGUUACAAGACACAACAGAUCGUUACACUGCCGUGGUAGAGGCCUCGGACAAUGUGGGUCAGCUUCUCCAACAGUCACGUGCUGGUCUGCGUCAUCUGGUACUUACAUAUCAAGACCUGCAAGCCUGGAUGGAAGCAAUGGAGCAUCGAAUGGCAAACUACAGAGUCCUGGCUGUCCACACUGACAAACUGCUGGAGCAGAUGGAUGACCUUGCGGAUUUAACAGAGGAGAUAGCUAACCAUCAGAGCCAAGUGGAUGGAACUGUUGACAGUGGCCUUGAACUUAUGAAGCACAUUUCAAGUGAUGAAGCGUUACAACUGAAAGACAAGCUGGACUCACUUCAGCGGCGAUUUAAUGAUCUCACAACACGUGGUGCCGAUCUACUCAAACAUGCUCAGGAAGCAUUGCCAUUAGUCCAGCAGUUCCACAACUGCCACAACCGUCUAGUCGACUGGAUGAUGGGGGCAGAAACCCAGCUACAGUGUGCUGACCCUCGAGAAGAAGAUAUCCAAAGAUUAGAACAUGAUAUUCAAGAAUUCCGGCCAGUGCUGGAAAGCAUCAACCUAGUGGGUCCACAGCUGUGUCAGAUCUCUCCAGGGGAAGGUGCUUCCACUAUAGAAGGUCUUGUUACCCGAGACAAUCGCAGGUUUGAUGCCAUUGCUGAGCAGAUCCAACGUAAAGGAGAACGCAUCCAUCUUUCCAAACAGCGAUCGCUGGAGGUUAUUGGGGACAUUGAUGAGCUGCUUGACUGGUUCCAUGAGGUAGAUGGACAGAUCCGUGAUGCAGAACCUCCCAGCUCAGACCCUGAUGUUAUUAGAGUACAAUUAAAGGAACACAAAGCACUGAAUGAUGACAUCUCCAGUCAGAAGGGUCGUGUCCGAGAUGUUCUGUCUACCGCUAAGAAGGUUCUGCGUGAGUGUGCCCAGCAUGAAGAUACAUCAAUUAUUCGUGAGAAGAUGGAAGAUCUGCGUGAGACUAUGGACACAGUGUCCAGUUUGAGCUCUGAUCGUCUGGGUGUGCUAGAGCAGGCUCUUCCUCUAGCGGAACAUUUCCAUGAGACUCAUGCUGGACUGGUCAGUUGGCUAGAUGAAAUGGAACAGCAGGUGGCUAUGCUGGCUAUGCCAGCUCUUAGACCAGAUCUUAUUAGUCAGCAGCAAGACAGGAAUGAGAUAUUUGUUCAGUCAAUCUCUGAGCACAAGCCACUGGUAGAGAAGCUGAAUAAGACAGGUGAAGCUCUGAUUCGACUUUGUAAUGAUGAAGAAGGAGGGAAGGUUCAGGAUAUCUUGGAUGCAGACAAUGCUCGCUAUGCAGCCCUCAGAAGUGAACUCCGACAACGGCAGCUAGCACUGGAACAGGCUUUGCAGGAGUCUAGUCAGUUCUCUGAUAAACUGGAAGGCAUGCUGCGUGCUUUGGGCUCUGCUGCUGAUCAAGUCAACUCUGCUGAGCCUGUAUCUGCUCAUCCUCCUCGUAUCCGUGACCAAAUGGAUGAGAAUGCAGCCUUGGUUGAAGAUCUGGACAAACGAGAGGAAGCAUUUGCAGCAGUUAAGAGAGCGGCUGAUGAUGUCAUCAGCAAGGCUGGUAAUCGAGCAGAGCCAGCUGUCAGAGAUAUUAAGCGUAAACUUGAACGACUCAAUAGCCUGUGGAAUGAGGUUCAGAAAGCAACAAAUGAUCGAGGGAAGUCCCUGGAAGAUGCACUGGCAGUGGCAAAGCGAUUCUGGGAUGAGUUGCAUAGUGUUAUGGCAACACUGCAGGACCUGCAGGACUCGCUGAGCUCACAGGAACCACCUGCAGUUGAACCUGCUGCUAUUCAACAACAACAGGUCGCCUUGCAAGAGAUUCGCCAUGAGAUUGAUCAGACCAAACCAGAAGUUGAUCAGUGCCGUCAGACUGGUCAAGAGUUGAUGAGUCUGUGUGGUGAGCCAGACAAACCUGAAGUAAAAAAACAUAUCGAAGACUUGGACUCAGCAUGGGACAACAUAACAGCACUGUAUGCAAAAAGGGAAGAGAAUCUCAUUGAUGCAAUGGAGAAGGCAAUGGAGUUCCAUGAAACCUUGCAGAACCUUUUGGAGUUCCUGGACAGCGCAGAAGACAGGUUUGCUAGCAUGGGAGCUCUGGGCUCUGAUAUUGAUGCAGUGAAAAGGCAGAUUGAGCAACUAAAAGGCUUUAAAGCUGAUGUGGACCCUCAUAUGGUGAAAGUUGAGGCACUCAACAGGCAAGCACAAGAGCUGACUGAACGGACAUCUGCAGACCAGGCUGCAGCUAUCAAGGAACCACUUUCUGCUGUGAAUCGUCGCUGGGAUGAGCUUCUCCGUGGAAUGGUCGAACGACAGAGACAGUUGGAGAAUGCCCUCUUGCGUCUUGGCCAGUUCCAGCAUGCACUAGCAGAACUGUUGGUUUGGAUUGAUAAAACUGAUGGUACAUUAGAUGAAUUGAAACCUGUAGCUGGAGAUCCACAGGUCCUGGAAGUUGAACUUGCAAAGCUGAAGGUGCUGGUAAAUGACAUUCAAGCACAUCAGACGAGUGUGGAUACGCUCAAUGACGCAGGUCGCCAGAUAAUUGAAUCAGGUAAAGGAACUGCGGAGGCAUCUGCUACACAAGAGAAAUUAUCGCAGCUGAACCGACAUUGGCGAGAUCUGCUUGCAAAGGCAGCUGAUAGACAGCAUGAACUGGAAGAUGCAUUGCGGGAGGCUCAGAGGUUUCAUGCUGAGAUCCAGGACCUUCUGUCUUGGCUUGGAGAUGUUGAUGGAGUCAUAGCAGCCUCGAAACCUGUUGGUGGUCUACCAGAGACUGCUUCAGAGCAGCUGGAAAGAUUCAUGGAAGUAUACAAUGAAUUCGAGCAGAGUCGUCCCAAGGUAGAGACAGUUCUGCAGCAAGGGCAGGAGUACCUGAAGAAGUCAGGCUCAGGAGCAGCCAAUAACUUGCAGCACAACCUCCGGACACUUAAGAACCGCUGGGACAGUGUUACUGCCCGAGCUUCAGACAAGAAGAUCAAACUAGAAAUUGCUCUUAAGGAGGCUACAGAGUUCCAUGAAGCUUUACAGGCUUUUGUUGACUGGCUGACCAAUGCUGAGAAGAUCUUGAGCAAUUUGAAACCUGUAUCUCGUGUUAUGGAAACAAUUCUGGGUCAGAUAGAAGAACACAAAACCUUCCAGAAGGAUGUUGGUGUUCAUCGGGAAACUAUGCUAAAUCUGGACAAGAAGGGAACACACCUCAAGUACUUCAGUCAGAAACAAGAUGUAAUUCUCAUCAAGAAUCUGCUGAUCAGUGUUCAGCAUCGCUGGGAAAGGGUAGUAAGCAAGUCGGCAGAGCGAACUCGAGCGCUUGAUCAUGGCUACAAGGAAGCACGUGAAUUCCAUGACUCCUGGUCUGGUAUGAUGGCAUGGCUCAGAGAAACUGAGAAGAGCUUGGAUGAUCUGGCAAUUGAAGCUUCUGGUAUUGGCAAUGAUCCUGAAAAGAUUAAGGCUCGUCUUGCAAAACAUCGUGAAUUCCAGCGUGCUCUGUCUGGAAAGCAGGCGACCUACGAUGCCACAAUGAGGGCUGGGAAGACUCUAAAGGAGCGGUCACCCAAGUCUGAUGAGCCUGCUCUGAAGCAGAUGAUGACUGAACUCAAGAACAAGUGGAAUGCUGUGUGCGCGAAGUCAGUUGACAGACAAAGAAAGUUGGAGGAAGCUUUGCUGUUUUCUGGCCAGUUCAAAGAUGCUGUCCAGGCUCUGCUGGAAUGGCUGCAAAAGGUGGAGAAGGUUUUGUCAGAAGAAGGUCCUGUUCAUGGAGACCUGGAUACUGUCAUGGCACUUGUAGAGCAACACAAGACAUUUGAGGAAGAUCUUGCAAGUCGUGCUGCACAGAUGGAGUCUGUUCAGCGGACUGGUAAAGAGCUUGAAGCAAAGGCAACACCUAAUGAUGCUGCAACAAUCCAAGGACAGCUGUCAGAGCUCAAAGGUUUGUGGGACAAAGUGUCAGCUCUGAGCAGGAAAAAAUCUCUCCGGCUAGAGGAUGCGCUGAAAGAGGCUGAACAGUUGCACAAGGCAGUACACAUGCUUCUGGAAUGGUUGUCAGAUGCAGAAAUGAAGCUGAGGUUUGCAGGACCAUUGCCUGAGGAUGAACAAGAGACUCGCAACCAGUUGGCUGAACAUGACAAAUUUAUGCGUGAAAUGACUGAGAAGGAACAUGAGAAAGAUAAUACAAUUGCAUUGGCACAACAUAUACUUGUUAAAGCCCAUCCUGAUGGUGCAACUGUCAUUAAACACUGGAUUACCAUUAUCCAGUCUCGCUGGGAAGAAGUGUCUACUUGGGCCAAACAGAGAGAACAGCGGUUAGUGGAACAUCUACGCUCCUUACAUGAUUUGGAGGGUCUGCUGGAAGAACUGCUGACUUGGCUGGCUGGCCUGGAGAGUACUUUAUUAACCCUUGAAGCAGAGUCCUUGCCUGAUGACAUACCAACAUUAGAAGGUCUUAUCUCUGACCACAGAGAAUUUAUGGAAAAUACUUCAAAGCGUCAGCCUGAAGUGGACAGUGUGUGCAAGUCCCGACAACAGGUUAAACAACAACCAACCACACCCCAUGCUGUCAAAGAUCGCAAGCUUUCAAGGCCUAAAACACCUGGCAAGGAGAACAGCAGAGAUAAUCGGGAAUCAUCACCCGAGUAUGACUCACCAUCACGCAAAUCCAGUCGCACGAGCCCAGGGCGUGAGAAAGCACCGGAAUUGGUACCUCACAUUGGGCCCAGAUUUGCAGCUAAAGGAAGCAAGGGUGCAGAGCCUGUGUUCCGAAACCCACGGGUGAAACUACUUUGGGACAGAUGGCGCAAUGUAUGGAUGCUGGCAUGGGAGCGGCAGCGCCGUUUGCAAGAGAAGUAUUCAUAUUUGCUGGAACUGGAGAAAGUUAAAAACUUUAGUUGGGAUGACUGGAGGAAGCGUUUCUUGAAGUUCAUGAACCACAAGAAAUCACGUUUGACUGACCUCUUCCGAAAAAUGGACAAAAACAAUGAUGGUCUCAUUCCCAGAGAGGACUUCAUCGAUGGAAUUAUGAAAACCAAAUUUGACACUAGUAGGUUAGAAAUGAAUGCAGUAGCAGACCUGUUUGACCGGUCGGGAGAAGGUCUGAUCGACUGGAAGGAAUUCAUUGCUGCUCUAAGGCCAGACUGGGAGGAACGGAAACCAGAAACUGAGGCAGAUAAGAUCCAUGAUGAAGUGAAGCGAUUGGUGAUGCUGUGUACUUGCCGUCAAAAGUUCCGUGUCUUCCAGGUUGGAGAAGGAAAGUACAGGUUUGGUGACAGUCAGAAACUGCGUUUGGUGCGUAUCCUUCGCUCAACUGUGAUGGUGCGAGUUGGUGGUGGUUGGGUGGCUCUGGACGAGUUCCUGGUGAAGAAUGAUCCGUGUCGAGCCAAGGGCCGCACAAACAUCGAGCUGCGUGAACAGUUCAUCCUGGCAGAGGGCGUGUCACAGAGUAUGACUGCGUUCAAACCCAGGGCCAGUCCGGGUGGCAGUUCAACAGGAUCACAACGUUCCCAGUCUCUGGCUGGACCCAUUACCAAGGUGCGUGAGCGCAGUGCACGCAGUGUUCCCAUGGGACGUAACACUGGACGAUCAUCAUUCUCUGGUGGACAUCGUACUCCAGACUCUCUCAGUGAUAAUGAGAGCACACUGACCCGACCAAUAAGGAAAGGAUCAGCGCCUCCUCGUUCUACCCUCACUCCAGGAGGAAGCCAGCCAGGCAGCAAAGCGGGCAGUCGUCCCAACAGUCGCCCCAGUAGCCGACCUCAGAGCCGUCAAGGCAGCAAACCUCCCAGCAGACAUGGGUCCACACUCUCUCUUGAUAGCACAGAUGAAGGUACACCCAGCCGCAUUCCAAUUCAUCGGCGUGUUACACCUAGCAGUCGCACUGCUGGCAGUGGAUCUGGUACCACCACACCCACGCGCAAACUUACAGUGCCUGUUAAUGGAACAACUCCCAGUUCACGUCCACGCACUCCAACAGGACUUACCAGUCCAGCUAGUGGAGUAUACACCAGGUUAGGAACGAUUCAUCGAGCUUCAAGUAUUCCAACGCUCUCUGGUGUUGGCACUAGCCGCUCAAGGAUACCAGUAUUUGUGGGUUCGAGUUCCAUUGAAUCACAGCUCUCUUCUUGUUCUUCUUCUGGACAUUCAACAGUUAGGAUGACUUCUGCUUCUAACAUCCCUAUUCUAGUCGAAGGACCUUAUAGGAAUCGUACACCAUCUGGCUCAAGCACACCCAUUCCAAGUGGGGCCAAAGUUGCAAGGAAGACAUCUGGUGCCUCUGAUACAGCUACAGGAACCUCACGCAAGAGUUCUAAAGCUGCCACACCUAUUGAAUCACGGGCACCAUUCAGACUUUAGGGAUCAAGUGUAUCAACAUAUGAGCCAUUUGUAACUGACAUGAAACAAAUUUCAAAUCAAAAUAACUUAGUUUCUUCAAGUUACAAGGUGUGAUGUGAAGCAGAAAUUAUUUCACAAUAAAAGACAAAUUUAGAGAAUUGAUUUUCAUGUCUUCAUGUAUUUAUAGAUUAAAAGUUGUUUUUUAAUUACAUUUCAGUUAGAUUCAUCUCACACAUUCAUUUCUGUAGUUAUUUUUACACCUUGAAACUGGAGAGUUCAACACGUUUGUUAUAAUUCUUUUGAGGGACCAUUCAUUUUAAGUUCUGGAAAUGGCAAUGUGAUGUUACUGUCCCUGUGAGAAAUACUUUUUGUUAAUUGUUGGAUGUUUUAUUUUCUAAGAUUAUUUUUAAGCAGCACCAGUCUUUUAUUUAAAAUAUGAGGUGGGUUGUGUUUCUUUGUUACAACCAUAUUAACUUACUUGCUGAUAACACAAUGUAACUGCAAGAUGUGGACACUGUUAUGGUAAAGGAGCUGACACCAAUAUUAGCAUGCAGUUACAAAAUGGCAAUAACAAGUAUGUAACAAUAUAUUCUGCUUCAUCACACCUUUUAUUUUGAAGUUCCUUUGAUUAAAGGAACUAAAUAAUUAUAAUGUAAUUAUUAAUUUAUAACUACAUAAUUUAAGUAUGAAUCAAAGUUAUGAAAAUAUAGAUGUUUGGUUAAAUUAACAACAAGAUGAAAUAAUGCAGUUCAGGGGUUUUACUUUCCAUCUGUGUAGAAUAAGUAUGUGCCAUCAUUGUCAUGUUGGUAAGUUAACCAAACCUAAUUUAUUUGCAGACUUUAGGAAAUAAAUCAAACAUGCUUUAAUUACACACACUGUAUACUCUUUUUAUAAUAGAGCUAAUAUAUAUAAAUAUAUAUAUUAUUUUUAUUAACAUUCUCAGCUUAUUGCCACAAAGUCACUUAUGUUUAUUCACAUACUUGUGAUAAUUUUAAUUUAGUUGUACAUUAACAUAAUCAUUGCAGAUUAUUUUUCACUUUGUAUGUUUUUGUCUGUUUUGUACCUAAAUGCAAUCACUGAUAACAGAAGACAGAUUG
Zootermopsis nevadensis is the source of this 17850-nucleotide messenger RNA. RefSeq names its product dystonin-like protein short stop (gene shot). Lineage: Eukaryota; Metazoa; Arthropoda; Insecta; Blattodea; Termopsidae. The record is from RefSeq and is a predicted model, not a curated record. Gene Ontology annotation, biological process: intermediate filament cytoskeleton organization; wound healing; cytoplasmic microtubule organization. Gene Ontology annotation, cellular component: cytoplasm; cytoskeleton; intermediate filament. Gene Ontology annotation, molecular function: microtubule binding; calcium ion binding; structural molecule activity.